Molecule: messenger RNA, 1494 nt
Organism: Penicillium vulpinum
Lineage: Eukaryota; Fungi; Ascomycota; Eurotiomycetes; Eurotiales; Aspergillaceae
Exons: 3
Coding region: 1-1494 (497 amino acids)
Biological process (GO): sphingosine biosynthetic process
Cellular component (GO): membrane; cytoplasm; intracellular membrane-bounded organelle
Source: RefSeq, a predicted model, not a curated record
AUGUCCUCCCAAGAUGAUUUAUCGCAGGAGCAGGAGCAGGAGCAGGAGCAGCACGGCACUCUGAUUGUUGACCAAUCUGUAUCUUUGACCAUCAGCGCUGACUCGCUCCUUAUACUUGAUGACCGCCGGGAUCGCAAAAUAGAUCGUAGCUGCUGUGGAUUGCUCCAGCCUAAACCAGAACUCAACCAUGCUAUUUCCUUGUACAACAUUCUCGGCGCCGAAGUCACUGCUUCCAAUCUCGUCAUUGCAUAUGCACAAUAUGCUGCCAAGGACGAUGUUUCCGUAACAACCGUCCAAUACCCAAUCUCUGAAAAAGAAAAAAAGGCUGCCGAGACAUGGGUACAGCAACUACUUGAUAUGGCGUAUGGCAAGGCACUGCGCGGUAAACGGCUGAAGAUAUUGAUCAAUCCCUUUGGCGGAAAGGGGGCAGCUGCGAGCUUGUACCAACGAUAUGCAGCGCCGGUCUUCGCCGCGGCGAAGUGUCAGGUGGAUGUACAAAGCACCGAAUACAGGGGUCAUGCAAUUGAAAUCGCGGAAAAUCUUGACAUUGACGCCUACGAUGCGGUCGUUUGCUGUUCUGGCGACGGCUUGCCCUACGAGGUGUUCAAUGGGUUGGGCAAGCGGCCAGAUGCUCGAAAAGCGCUAGCGCAAACCGCCGUUGCGCUGCUCCCAUGUGGUUCUGGAAACGGGUUGACAUGGAAUGCUUUCGGGACUGGUAGCGUCUCGAUUGCGGCGUUGGCAAUCGUCAAAGGGCUGAGAACUCCGCUAGACCUAGUCUCGAUCUCCCAGAAAGAUUCGCGCACGCUCUCUUUCCUCUCGCAAUCUUUUGGAAUCGUCGCGGAGUGUGAUUUGGGUACCGAGAAUAUCCGUUGGAUGGGCGCUCAGCGGUUCACAUACGGUUUCCUAGUCCGUUUGAUACGGCAGACGAUAUGGCCUUGCGAUAUAGCCAUCAAAGUGGAAAUUGGCGACAAGGAGAGAAUUAAGGAACACUACGCUGCAUGGACUACACGCCCACAGGACUUGGAUGCUGACACCAAACGCUUCGAAAUUGCUGCAAAGUCCCCAGGCCUACCAGAGCUCAAGUAUGGCACCGUGACGGACGAGCUUCCCCAGGGGUGGGAGGUAGUUUCGGGAGAAACUAUGGGCAAUUUCUACGCGGGAAAUAUGGCUAUCAUGUCGAAAGACACGAACAUGUUCCCUGCGACGUUGCCAGACGACGGCUUGAUGGACGUGGUCACAAUCGACGGAAAAGUGAGUCGUGGUACAGCGCUUUCAAUGAUGAACGAAAUACCUAGUGGUCGCUUUUUCGACAUGCCAGACCUCAACCUCCGCAAAGCGUCUGCGUUUCGUCUAGUUCCCCAUCAGAAGGAGGGCUACAUCAGUAUCGACGGUGAACGUAUACCUUUCGAAGCGUUCCAAGCCGAGGUCCACCAGGCACUGGGCACCAUACUCACCAAAUCGGGUCGUUUCUAUGAAGCGGAAGGCCCUCGCUAA